This is a messenger RNA of Aspergillus wentii DTO 134E9, 1062 nucleotides long. RefSeq lists its product as uncharacterized. Gene Ontology annotation, biological process: protein phosphorylation. Bases 1 to 1062 code for a protein of 353 amino acids. The transcript is spliced from 4 exons. NCBI's taxonomy places the organism in Eukaryota, Fungi, Ascomycota, Eurotiomycetes, Eurotiales, Aspergillaceae. The record is from RefSeq and is a predicted model, not a curated record. Gene Ontology annotation, molecular function: protein kinase activity; ATP binding.
AUGGCUGGCAGUGAAACACACCAAAAUGAUGUGCCAGACAUGUUAAUAACGGUAGCAGCACUUCGAUCCUCCAAAGGCGAAGACACUGCAGACUUCGGCGACUUUGUGAGCAAUGAAGAGGAGGAACUUGAUCUGGAGGAGGUUGUCGAGCCCUGGCACAAGUAUGAUAUAAAAGAAACUUCACGUGUGUUCUAUCCCAUUUGUGUCGGAGAAUUGCUCAAUGAGAGAUACCUGGUGGAGCACAAAAUUGGCUCUGGGGGCUUCUCCACUGUCUGGAUGGGCUGUGACCUUCAGAACAAGAGGAACCUAGCCCUCAAAGUUAUGUCUUUAGGAGAAUGGGGUGAACGCAAAAUCAAGUUCCCCUUAAAGGGCCCAUGUCUUUACCCUGUCAUCCUAGAAACAAUGCCCAUGGCCACUCGCAUGUCGGCUGCUCAGCAGUUGCUAAAAGCUUUGGAGAAUUUGCAUAACGCCGGUAUCGUACACCGCGACUUGAAUGAGAGAAACUGUAUAAGUGCUAAAUAUGAGGCUUUUGGUCGACCACUAAAGCAGCCCAUACCAUUCGUCGAGCUCUGGAAACGGGGGGAGCUUGUUGGUCCAAUCAAAAUCCCUGAGGAGCUACGCACAGAGGAUUUCUAUCUCGGUGACUUUGAUCGACUCCAUGGCAAAGAUCCAAGUUUUGCCUGCGACAUGUGGAGUUAUAUGGUCAUAUUUGCAGAGCUCUACCUUGGACAUACGCCGUUCCCUACCUGGCUUAAAGGUGGAAUAAUAACUGGCAUUGUCAGAUGUUUGGGCCCACUACCUGAGCAAUGGAGGAGCCUUUACCCUGACCCAGGAGGCCUUCAGGUUGAUUCGUGGUAUGACCAGUCUAACAAGCCUGAUCCAAACCAUGAUCUUGCUUCAACAAUUGCACGCUUUCGUCCCGACGCUGAUCCGAUUGAGCGAGAACAUGUACACUCCAUUAUGGGCAAAGUAUUUAACGCCUGCCCAGAGAAGCGUCUGACUGCAGCACAACUUCUACAAGACCCUUCAUUCAGAGCUAUUAUUGACAAGUAUGGUUGCUGA